CUUUGCCUUAUCAUCACCACACAUGCGAUUCAGUAAACAGAUUCACUGCACUGUACUGCACCAUUUGUUUUGCUGUCCCCCUCCCCUCCCCUCCCCUUCUCCUUCCCUCUUCUUUGAUUGCUUCCACUGUUACUCAUCCUCUCCUUCUUCUUCUUCUUCUCCACUCCGUAUGUCCAUGUGUCUCCUGCCCUGAUUGAUUUCUUGGCUCCAGCUCCUCGCUAACUGUUCUUGGUGGCAGCCAGCUUCUUCCUGUUCCACUGCCUCUUCUUUCUGUUAGGUGUCAGGCUCCUCGGUUCUUCUCUUCAUCGGUCUGAGCUUUCUAGAUUCAACUUCGCCUUUGUUAGUCUGAGUGGGAGGAGUAUUGAUGCCUUGCUUGGCCUGCUAGUUUGCCGUGGAAGAAAGGAAAAGAAACCCCUGGGAAGGGGGAGAAAAAGAUGCGAGGCUUGAGUAAGCUAGGCGUCGGGCUCACGGUGGUGUCCGCGCUCCUCCUCCUCGCACUCGCCGCCGAGCUCUACUACCUCCUCGUGCACAAGCGCCGCCACCGACGACGCGCCGCCGCCAUCUCCGACGCCGCAUCAUCACCCUCCUCCUCCUCCCGCGAGCUGCUCCAGCUCUUCUGCUUCAAGAAGCCGCCCGCGCUCGCGUCCACCUACGCGCAGGAGCCGCGCCAAGCCGACGACGCCGUGGCCGAGGUCGUCGUCGACGAAGAUGACGACGACGACGACGAGACGGUGGAGGCGCAGCUGAUGCGGCUCGGCAGCCUCGUCGGCCCACCGCGGCUGCUCUUCACCAUCAAGGAGGAGACGAAGGAGGACCUCGAGUCCGAGGACGGCCGGAGCAGGUGCGGGAGGAGCCGGAGCCUGGGUGACCUGCUCCAUUGCUCCGAGACGCCGUUCCUCACGCCCUCGUCCUCGCCCCUCCCGCCGGCCAUGGAAAAGUCGUACAACCCCCUGUUCGAGUCCCCGGCGGCGAGCCCAGCCCCGGUGGCGGCGUCACCGCCGCCCAAGCUCCAGUUCUUGAAGGAUGCGGAGGAGAAGCUGUACCGGCGGGCGCUGGCCGAGGAGGCGAAGAGGGCGCGGGGGUCGCCUUCGCCAUCGCCGGCGGCCGACGAGGACGGCGGGUACAUCACCAUCGUGGUGGGGAAGAACACCCGGGUCAUCCCCUUGCCUUCGCCUCCCGCUCCUGGCAGCGCCUGAAAAAGGUGGCUUUUGUUAACUUGUCUGAUGCAGAGUCAGUCAGUGUUCCGUUCUAGCGUAGCCUCUGUGCUAUGAUCUUUUUCUGAUCAUUCCAAUUGGAUGAUUGGAUGUCCUGUAGAUAACAUGAACAUGGCGAGGAACUGAGAACUUGGGAUCAAUCCCACUAUUUUCGUUUACUAUUUGUAUCUGUAGUCUGUGACUUGUGACUUAAAGGUGCAGGUUAAUCACUGUAAUUUUGUUGUUGUAGGAGACAAAACAUUGUACUCUUAUGCUAUGUAUGAACAUAAAUGGACUCAGGUCAGCA
Hordeum vulgare subsp. vulgare (domesticated barley) is the source of this 1500-nucleotide messenger RNA. RefSeq lists its product as uncharacterized. The record is from RefSeq and is a predicted model, not a curated record. Bases 435 to 1196 code for a protein of 253 amino acids. NCBI's taxonomy places the organism in Eukaryota, Viridiplantae, Streptophyta, Magnoliopsida, Poales, Poaceae. The transcript has a single exon.